Molecule: messenger RNA, 402 nt
Organism: Lathyrus sativus (Indian pea)
Lineage: Eukaryota; Viridiplantae; Streptophyta; Magnoliopsida; Fabales; Fabaceae
Source: the annotation of a GenBank genome assembly
AUGGCGUCAAUUGAAAACUUUGCGUCCAAGUUAACGGCACUAGUUGUAGAUGACACUGAAAUCAUUCGAAAAAUUCAUCAAAAGAUGUUGAAUAGUUUAGGAGUGAAAAGUCAAGGUGCGAAAAAUGGGAAAGAAGCAUUGGAAAUUCAUAGUUAUGGCCAGAAAUUUGACCUAAUUCUCAUGGAUAAAGAUAUGCCUAUCAUGAAUGGCGUUGAGGCAACGAAGGAGCUUCGCGCCAUGGGAAUUUGUAGCACUAUCGUUGGAGUGUCAUCGCAUUCGAUGGAAGAGGAAAUAAUCAAGUUUAUGGAAGCUGGAUUAGAUGAGUAUCAAGAGAAGCCUUUGAACAAAGUGAAACUUACUUCUAUUCUUGACAAGAUGAAACACAAUCUUAUGUCCAAGUGA